GUGUUAUAUGUUUAAAAACUACAUUUUACUACUUAGUAAUAAUCUGAACUGAAGGGUAUUACUUAUAAUAACAUAAAUAUCAGAUCGGUAUUGUCUAAAACUCAGCAAUAAGAGUCUCUCAGUAGCUGAACAGACUUAAGUCCUGUCUCUGUUUCUCUUUCUUUAAUGCUCAGGACCCCACAGGACUGCAGUAAAACUGAUUAGCAUGGUGGUGGUGUAAGAGGUGUUUGUGUGUGUUGUGCUGGUAGAAGUGGAUCAGACACAGCAGUGCUGCUGGAGUUUUUAAAACACUCCUGCAGCUCUGUAAGGGCUUGUUUUGUUAAUGAGCUGAUUAUUUGGGCGAUUGAGAGGUUCAAGCUGCCAAUGUUGGGUUCUUGAACACCCUUGUUGAGUCCAAAUUCCAUCUGAUUGUUGUGUCUUAUCUUGUCUACUCUUCUGAAUAUUCAGUGCAAUUACACAUUCUCACCAGAGAGGUCUCCAAAUCCCCGUUCUCACAAACGUGCAGCCUGUUCCUUUAAGUGAGAGUGAAAGUAAAAUCUGAUCAUUUCCUGGAUUCCCUGCAGGUUUUCCUGAGUCUCUACAAUAAUUCCUGUUUGAGUCAGACAGUGUGAGUAUUGUUAUCUUGGCUAAUGAGUAGAAUUACAGGAUAGUUCUGUUCACUUCUCUCCAACAGAGAACCAGGAAACAAAAUCUUCACACUGUAAAAUGGCAGAAGCCAAUGUUUCACUGGCUCAGGAUGAGUUCAGCUGUUCAGUCUGCCUGGAUCUCCUGAAGGAUCCAGUGGCUAUUUCCUGUGGACACAGUUUCUGUAUGGUGUGUAUUAACAAGUGCUGGGAUGAGGAGGAUCAGAAGAAGAUCUACAGCUGCCCUCACUGCAGACACACCUUCACCUCAAGACCUGUCGUGAGUAAAAACACCAUGCUGGCUGAGGUGGUGGAGAAACUGAAGAAGACGAGACUCCAGGCUGCUCCUCCUGAUCACUCUUCUGCUGAUCCUGAAGAUGUGGAGUGUGAUUCCUGUACUAGGAGAAAACACAAAGCCGUCCAGUCCUGCCUGGUGUGUCUGGCCUCUUUCUGUGAAGCUCACCUCCAGCCUCACUACCAAUCUCCAGCCUUUAAGAAGCACAAGCUGGUCAAAGCCUCCAGACGACUCCAGGAGCAGAUCUGCUCUCAGCACGAUAAACUGCUGGAGGUUUACUGUCGCUCAGACCAGCAGUGUAUCUGCAUGCUGUGUAUGCUGGAUGAUCAUAAAGCACAUGAUACAGUGUCACUUGCAGCAGAAAGAUCUGAGAAACAGAAGCAAUUGGUGGAAACACAGAGGAAAUACAAGGAGAGAAUCCAGGAGAGAGAGAAGGAGCUUCAGGAGUUAAUAGAAGCUGUGGAGAAUCACAAGCGCUCUGCUCAGACAGCAGUGGAGGACAGUGAGAAGAUCUUCACUGAGAUGAUCCUCUCCAUUGAGAGAAGACGCUCUGAGGUGAGGCAGAUGAUCAGAGAUCAGGAGAAAGCUGCAGUGAGUGAAGCUGAAGAACGUCUGAAGAGACUGGAGCAGGAGAUCACAGAGCUGAAGAGGAGAGAUGCUGAUCUGGAGAAGCUUUCAUUCACAGAGGAUCACAUCCAUUUCCUCCAGAGUUUUCAGACUCUCUCAGCUCCUCCUGGAUCUUCAGCAUCACCUGCUUUUACUCUCAGUCCUCUCAACACUUUUGAAGUUGUUAUGAAGUCUGUUUCUCAGCUGAGAGGAAAACUAGACGAAUUCUGGAAAGAGGAAUUUGAGAAGACAUCAGCUGCAGUGAAGAAAGUGCAGAUCAUUUCUGAACCCCAAAGCAGAGAAGAGUUUCUGCAGUAUUCCUGUCAGCUCACACUGGAUCCAAACACAUCCAAUAAACAGCUCCUCCUGUCUGAGAGGAACACAGUGGUGACCCGCAGCGACACAGUCCAGCCAUAUCCUGACCAUCCAGACAGAUUUGAUAGACGUGCUCAGGUUCUGUGUAGAGAGAGUGUGAGUGGACGCUGCUACUGGGAGGUUGAGUGGAGAGGAGAUGGAGGGGUUUAUAUAGCAGUGUCUUAUAAAAGCAUCUCCAGGAAGGGAGAAGGCUUGGAGAGUUUGUUUGGGGGUAAUAAUGAUCAGUCUUGGAGAUUGUUCUGUAAUUCCUCCAGAUACACAUUCAGUUACAAUAACAGAGAAACUGUAAUCUCCGGAGUGCCCGUCUCCUCUAGAGUAGGAGUGUAUGUGGAUCACAGGGCAGGAACUCUGUCCUUCUACAGCAUCUCUGAUACCAUGACCCUCAUCCACAGAGUCCAGACCACCUUCACUCAGCCGCUCUACGCUGGGUUUGGGUUGAGUCUCGACUCAUCAGUAAAUCUUUUACUUUCAGCAAAAUAGAUGAACAUGCAGAACAAAGAGAAGAGCUGGAUGAGAUCAGAUAAGAACUGCAGAAUCUAGACUGUAGAGCUGAUCAAAUAAAUUUAUAAUAGUGCUGGGAGAUAUUGUUAAUAUAAAUAAUCAUAAUUCUGAACGGUAAUUACGUCUGUCUCAGAUUAGAACUGCAGGUACAUUUCCUUUAUGGAAAGAUUUAUUCAGAUUUAGCGUUAAAUAGUUUAAACUGUUUAUAUCAUUAACAGAGCUCACAGUAACAGAGUUCAUAUUUUAAACUUCAUAUUACAGAAUUUUAUUAAUUUU
This is a messenger RNA of Astyanax mexicanus (Mexican tetra), 2676 nucleotides long. Its product is annotated as tripartite motif-containing protein 16-like. The coding region runs from base 706 to 2379 and encodes 557 amino acids. Gene Ontology annotation, molecular function: protein binding; zinc ion binding. NCBI's taxonomy places the organism in Eukaryota, Metazoa, Chordata, Actinopteri, Characiformes, Acestrorhamphidae. The record is from RefSeq and is a predicted model, not a curated record. The transcript has 6 exons.